AUGAUGAGUCCUCAGUCGGAAGGGGGUCCAUCUGGCCAACAUGGUGGACAGUAUACAGCGUAUGAUCCGGACAGAGGCAGCGUUCCUGCAGAGUAUACCAGACAACAAUACCCUGAUGAUAGGAGCCGAUAUCAAACGGAGAGAGAAGGGCAAGAUGGGCCACUUCCCAGACCCAAUGGUGCUUUCGCGUCGGAUAGCAGAAUGGCUGCAUCACCUUCUGGAAGUGCAAGUGGAAGAGAAAGAGACAGGGAAGGCGGACUACCAAAGACGAGCGGAGAACGCAAUCGGUCAAGGACAAGAAACGGAAGGACCGCGUCAGGACAGCUGAGACUCUGCAAGAAAUGCGGUGAGCCUUUGACAGGGCAAUUUGUUCGAGCGCUAGGGGGAACAUUUCACUUGGACUGCUUCAGAUGUCGAGACUGCGGAGAGAUAGUUGCCUCGAAGUUUUUCCCUGUUGACGAUGAGAAUGGUGAUGGCCAAUACCCUCUCUGCGAAACCGACUACUUUCGAAGACUGGAUUUGAUCUGCUAUAAGUGUAACGGUGCCUUGAGAGGAUCAUACAUUACGGCUCUAGAUCGGAAAUAUCACAUCGAUCAUUUCACGUGUUCAGUUUGUCCUACCGUCUUUGGAGCACAAGACAGUUAUUACGAGCAUGACAGCCAAGUCUACUGUCAUUACCACUAUUCGACUCAAUUUGCACAAAGAUGUAAUGGAUGUCAAACUGCAAUUUUGAAGCAGUUUGUUGAAAUCUUUCGAAAUGGUCAGAAUCAACAUUGGCAUCCUGAAUGCUACAUGAUUCAUAAGUUUUGGAAUGUUCGCCUCGCUUCAUCACAAGAGAAGCAAGACAAAGAUGAGACAAAGGCCAUUGAGGACACAACCGAUGAAGCAGGUCGAAAUGCUGUUCGGGAUCUGGAGGAGAGAAUGGAGGAGAAGGUUUACAAGAUCUGGAGUGUGCUUUCAACCUUUGAGGAGUCCUCAGCUGCUUGCAUCUCCGACAUGCUCCUGCAUGUCAGCAACGGGGCCUAUGUGGACGGAGUGUUAGUUGCCAAGAAAUUCAUUUGGCAUGUGGAUAUUCUGUUUCGCUCUGCUGACAAGCUCGAUUCUACUAUGUCCUCACUAGGCCCAAAAGGAUUGUCUUAUUCAAGAGAGGCGAAGUUGCUUUGCAAGAAGAUCGUAGCUUUCUUCUCGCUUCUGUCGAAAAGUCAAGAAGGAGGAGUUAGAAAACUUGGAGUUACCCAAGAGCUGCUCGCGUUGGUAACUGGCUUAGCUCAUUAUCUGAAGCUUUUGAUCAGAAUAUGCCUGCAGGGCGCUUUGAAGGUUGAGCGAGAGCAUCAGAGCUCGCAAUGCCUGCAGGAAUUUCUGGAUGAUCUUGGUGAUUUGGAAGCCAUCAAGAAUGAGGACUCUCUUGAAACUACCACAGGAACAUCGAACCUCAGCGGCUCAAAUCCAGAUCAAUGCGUCAACUGUCGGAGAACCAUCGAAGAUGAAUGCACACGGUUGGGAGAGCGGAGAUGGCACUUGAGCUGCAUGAAAUGUGCCAACUGUACUCGAGAGCUUGGUCAAAGCCUUGAGGAUGCCACAUGGUCCGAUCAGGAUCAAAGAGUCUUUUGCACCAAUUGUGAAGUGCGAACGCAAGGAUCGGUAGGUGGGUUCGAGCGGGUAACAAGACUUCAGGAGUAUGUUUUCUUGUUGCGAGUCUCCCUGGCUCGAUUGCUGGACAUGCUACGAACUAGUGGCAGUCUUCCACAUACCUCCGAUGACCCCAAUUUGAACGGUUACGACUCUUCUGAAGGCCAUCGUUUACCUGCUCACAAUGAAGCACCGUUAUUGAAAUCCGAUACUCGUUCGAAGUCGUACGGCGGGAAUUCGGACGACAAGCGUGGCUCUUCUUCCUACGAGAACACUCUCAACGAUGUUCGUCGGCUACGAAGUACACGAAUGGACAAGCACCUAUCAUCAACUAUCAAGAAAGCCCGAACGUCACGAGUAUUGGAAGGUCCAGAUGGUCGAGGUAUAAGACCUGGAUCCGCUGGUGCUGACGGAUCCGAACAACGAGACCCUAACCUACAGGUAGUUGAUGAGAGAGAUGUUACUGGAGCGUCGCGCACGGAGCUCAUGUUCAGUGGCAGUAACGGUAUCACUCUCGACGACAUCCCGAGAAUUGUGGCAGCUGAGCAAGCCAAAGAGCAACGCCCAAAUGCCUACAAGCAUGCUCGCCAUGAGAUAUUCCGAACUUCCAUCACUGAGCCAAAGCUUAUCAACGGCCACCAGCGCAAUUUGUCCAGUGGCAAUCCUCUCGAUCAACCAGGUGUAGGUGAGCCGUCUCCUCAACGACGAGAAGGCAAGAGAUACUUUUCCGAACUUUCUGCCUUGGAGUAUUUCAUUGUUCGACAUGUAGCUGUUAUUGCCAUGCAACCGAUGCUAGAGGGUCACUUCACCAUGGAAGAGCUACUCAACUUGAUCGAGACUAGAAAGCCUACAUUUUGGACGAAGGUUGGCAAAGCUCUCAAGACUGACGGCAAAAAAGGCGGAAAGAAGAAAGGCGUUUUCGGUGUGCCUCUCGAGGUUAUCAUCGACAGGGACGGUGCAGACUCAACUGAGGGCAUCGGACCUGGCACAUUGCGGAUCCCAGCAAUGGUUGAUGAUGCUGUGACCACCAUGCGGAAGAUGGAUCUCUCAGUAGAAGGUGUUUUCAGGAAAAACGGCAAUAUCAAGCGUCUGAAUGAUACUAUGGCGACAAUUGACCGAGAUGGAUGCGAAGCUGUCGACUUCUCGAAGGAAAACGUUGUCCAAGUUGCUGCUAUACUCAAGAAGUAUCUCCGGGAGCUUCCAGAUCCACUAUUAACCUUCAAGCUACACAGACUCUUCAUUGCAUCACAGAAGAUUGCAGACGAAGACAAGCGGCGACGGAUCCUCCAUUUGACUUGUUGUCUGCUUCCAAAAGCUCACCGGGAUUGCCUCGAAGUCCUUUGCGCUUUCUUUAACUUCGUCGCUUCCUUCCACCAAGUUGAUGAAGAAUCAGGGUCAAAGAUGGACACGCAUAAUCUUGCUACUGUUAUUGCACCUAAUAUCCUCUACACCAAUGCAAAGACUCCCGUUGACGAUAACUUCUUGGCGAUCGAAGUCGUACACACGCUCAUUGAAUGUAAUGAGCAGAUGUGCGAAGUCCCUGAAGAUCUUCAAUCGAUUUUGAGCGACCAAACUCUUUUCAACAAUCCCAGUGACAUUACUACGAAGGAGAUCUUGAAGCGAUAUGGUGACCUAGGUGCAGCGGGCGGCCCACGCCGAACAGUUGAGACUGAAUCUUCCCCGCUGGGCAAAUCCAAAGAUGGUCGCCCGUUGGCACCUGUCGUAACUCGAGUCGACACAGAUCCAUCUCAGGCAUAUGCCUGGCAGAAGGAGAGUAGUGUCCGUCACGUUCAGGAUCCUCCUGCGCCUUACGCAGGAAGCUCCAACCAGAAUACACCCCCACAACAGCAGUGGCAAGGACAAGACCUUGAACACCCGUCUCCGUAUCCACAGCGCAAUGGCACCCCUGACAGUCAACACGAUACACGACGAGAAUACCGAAACUCAGGAUGGGGUCGACCUCAAAACGGCUCAGUCGGCGUCACAGGAGCUGGAUAA
Molecule: messenger RNA, 3627 nt
Organism: Cadophora gregata
Lineage: Eukaryota; Fungi; Ascomycota; Leotiomycetes; Helotiales; Ploettnerulaceae
Exons: 4
Coding region: 1-3627 (1208 amino acids)
Biological process (GO): actin cytoskeleton organization; signal transduction
Cellular component (GO): cytoplasm
Source: RefSeq, a predicted model, not a curated record